UAUAACAAAAAUUCUCUGAGGGCAAUAGAGCCCAAGUAGAUUCCCUAUGAGUAGAAUACAGAAACGUUAGUGUUUGAGCUAUGACCACAUCUAUGGUGCUUUAGAUUGAUUUAUUUAACACUAUCUACUGUUUAUUACUUUCAGGCAUGGACCAAAGCAGUGAAGCAUGUGUGAAAAAGAUUAGCAGUGUGAAUCUUGACAAACUUAUAAAUGACUUCUCACAGAUAGAAAAGAAAAUUAUAGAAACCAAUGGAAAGAACAAUAUACUGGAUAUUCAGUUGGAAAAGACUAAUUGUUUAUUAAAAGUAAUGCAAGCAAAGGAAGUCUCAAUUAAAGAAGAAUGUGCUGCUCUUCAUAGUAUAAUAAAAAGUCUACAACAUACCAUUGAAUAUCAACAGAAUUUGAAAGGUGAAAAUGAACAACUAAAAAUAAGUGCUGAUCUUAUAAAAGAGAAGUUAAAGUCUCAUGAACAGGAAUAUAAGAAUAAUAUUGCCAAACUUAUAAGUGAAAUGAGAAUCAAAGAGGAGGGAUAUAAGACAGAAAUAAGCAAACUUUAUCAGGACAUGCAGAAAAAAGUUGAAUUAAAUGAAGAAAAGCACAAAGAACUAAUAGGGAAAAAGGAGAUGGAAAUUUCAGAGUUAAAUGCAAAGCUAAGAAAUCAAGAAAAAGAAAAACAAAAUGAAAUAAUCAAGCUACAACUAGAGUUUGAUGCCAAACUAGCAAGAGUUCAGACUAAAUCAAAAUCAUAUCCAGAUUCUACCGUUUUGCCACAGAGUAUCUACAGAAGGAAACUGCAACAUAUUCAAGAAGAAAAAAACAAAGAGAUUGCAAUUCUUCGUAAUACCAUUCGCGAUUUAGAGCAACGCCUUUCUGUUGGCAAAGAUUCUCACCUUAAGCGUAGACGGUUUUGAGCUUAGCAGUAAAUUCAUUAGUUGGCAUUUUACUUAAAAGCAACUGAAAAUUUCACUUUUAAUUUCAACAUAUGCAUACAGCCUACAUCACAAAAAGAGUCAGCUUUAAGGUUUUUAUUGAAUUUAUUUGGACAAAUCCAUACUGUAUCCAAUUGUGUACUGCAUUCUUGCUUAAUAGUAUUAACCAUAAAGGAGGUCAGGUUUAUAGGGUUUAGUUUACCUAUUAAACCAUCAUUGACUAUGGAAAUACUUACCAAGCAAAACAGAGACAGACAAUAUUCUUUACCUUUCCACUUAUAUCUUUCAAGACAGCCAAUCAAGUUUUAGAAGAGUGUGAUACAAUGUUAGAGAAAGAAGGAUACAAAGGUUUUAUUCAUGUGUGAUAGUAAAAGCAAGAUAUGAGUUUUCGAUAUCCAAAAAGAUAAAUGGACAUUUAAAAUAUAUAUGCUUUUUUAGCAAAAUAUUCAUGUGUUAAGUAUCUACUUCUUUCUUUAAAUUUAGUUAAAAAUGUAAGAUUGAAAAGACAAGGAUAAUAUUGUUUGAGAGAUAAG
Messenger RNA from Sapajus apella (tufted capuchin), 1462 nucleotides. It is a transcript of the gene CCDC152, whose product is annotated as coiled-coil domain containing 152. NCBI's taxonomy places the organism in Eukaryota, Metazoa, Chordata, Mammalia, Primates, Cebidae. The coding region runs from base 147 to 911 and encodes 254 amino acids. The record is from RefSeq and is a predicted model, not a curated record. The transcript has 8 exons.